Molecule: messenger RNA, 1184 nt
Organism: Manis pentadactyla (Chinese pangolin)
Lineage: Eukaryota; Metazoa; Chordata; Mammalia; Pholidota; Manidae
Product: olfactory receptor 52E4
Exons: 2
Coding region: 1-951 (316 amino acids)
Biological process (GO): G protein-coupled receptor signaling pathway
Cellular component (GO): membrane
Molecular function (GO): olfactory receptor activity; G protein-coupled receptor activity
Source: RefSeq, a predicted model, not a curated record
AUGUCUCCUAUCAAUGACACCCAGUUCCAUCCCCUCUUCUUUCACCUGCUAGGGAUACCGGGAUUGGAAGCUGCACAUUUCUGGAUUGCUUUCCCAUUCUGUGCUGUGUACCUGAUUGCCCUCGUGGGGAACAUCACCAUUCUCUUUGUCAUCAAGACGGAACACAGUCUCCACCAGCCCAUGUUCUACUUCCUCGCCAUGUUGGCUGUGAUUGAUCUGGGUCUGUCCACGUCCACCAUCCCCAAAAUGCUGGGUAUCUUCUGGUUCAGCCUCCAUGAGAUCAGCUUUGAGGGCUGCCUUACUCAGAUGUUCUUUGUUCACGUGUUUGCAGGCAUGGAGUCUGUUUUACUGGUGGCCAUGGCAUAUGACCGCUUUGUUGCCAUCUGCAACCCUCUCCAGUACACCAUGAUCCUCACCAAUAAAACCAUUGGCCUCCUAGCCUCUCUUGUUGUGGGAAGACACUUGAUUAUUUCAACUCCAUUUGUGUUUCUCAUUCUGAGGCUGCCCUUCUGUGGGCAUGACAUCAUCCCUCACACAUACUGUGAGCACAUGGGUCUUGCCAGGUUGGCCUGUGCACCCAUCAAGGUCAAUGUUAUCUACGGGCUCGUGGCGAUUUCUAACGCCUUUGUGGAUGUGAUCCUCAUUGCCUCCUCCUACGUGCUCAUCCUUCAAGCUGUUUUCCGCCUACCCUCUCAGGAUGCCCGACUAAAGGCUCUCAAUACCUGUGGCUCUCAUGUCUGUGUCAUGCUCUGCUUUUACACACCAGCAUUUUUCUCUUUUAUGACACACCGCUUUGGACACAACAUUCCCCGCUAUAUCCACAUUCUUUUGGCUAAUCUAUACGUGGUUGUCCCACCAGCCCUUAAUCCAGUCAUCUACGGGGUCAGGACCAAGCAGAUCAGAGAGCGCGUGGUAAUUUUUUUUUGUGAGGGCAUCUCUCAUAUUUAUUGAUCAAAUAGUUGUUAACCACAAUAAAUUUCUGUAUAGGGGGGUCAAUACUCAAUGCACAAUCAUUAAUCCACCCCAAGCCUAAUUUUCGUCAGUCUCCAAUCUUCUGAUGCAUAAUGAACAAAUUCUUACAUGGAGUACAAAUUCUUACAUAGUGAAUAAGUUACAUGGUGAACAGUGCAAGGGCAGUCAUCACAGAAGCUUUCGGUUUUGUUCAUGCAUUAUGAACUAUACAC